AUGUCACCCCGGGACGUCGUCACCGCGGCGGCCGCUCCGCAAGUUGCACUUUGUUCCGCGGGGUCCUCGGCUCGCAGGGGCGGCGCGGCCCCCCGAGGGAAGCCCCGCCCGGGCCUCCCGGAGUGGCUCCCUCCGUCCUUUUCCCUCCGUUGUAACGAAGGGCUAAUCGCGACCGUUUCUGGAAACGGUAUCUUUCCCGCUGGACGUCCCCAAGGUGGAGGAAGCGGCCGCGGCGGGGGGUGGGGGGGAGGCGCCCGGAGACUCCGGGAGCGGAGGAGGCGGCGGCGGCGGCGGCGGCACGGGACCCCCCUCGGGCCGGGAGGACGGGGCUGGCGAACCCCUCGGAACCCGCGGCUGAGCCCCGCCCCCCCCGCCCCCCCUCCGCCGAGUCCCCUGGGUGCGAGGUGCCGAGGCAUCCAACACCUCCUCCCGCUCCUCAGGGACCGGCCUGCUGGCGCGUCCAACUUCUGCAACCGGGCUUUCCCCGAGUUCAGGGGGCAGGGCCCCAUCCCUCAAACAGCCUGGCAGGGGGCGCCCCCCACCGGCCUGGCCGCCCCCACGCCGGGUCCGGUCUCUGCGGGGCCUGGUUCGAGGGCCGGGCUCCCCCCCUCAGGCGCGACCCUUCGGACAGCAAGGGUCUCGGGCUCCAGAACGCUGGCGGGCGCGGGAGGGGGCGGCAAGGGGCAGGGCGGCCGCUCGCCCCGAGGAGGCAGGCGCCGCGCGGUGGAAACGUGGCAGCAGCCGGGAGGCGGCGUCUCCUCCGUCCCGAUCUCCCGACCCCGACCCCGCCGAGGGCCACCCCCACCCCCGGAAACCUCGCCGGCCGCCCCCAACCCUUGCUUCGCGCCGAGCCGGAGCCGAUGCAACCUGGCUCGAUCCCGCACUCCUUCCCGGCUCCCCGGCGCGCCUCCCAAAGGAGCCAUCGACGUGGCGGCGGGGGCGGGGGGCGCCCGGGCCCCCCUCACCCUGAAGCCCUCAGCCCCAACAUGCCCGCCUCCCCCGGCCCGGUCUCCUCACCGCCGCCGCCGCCGCUCUGGGGCCGUAGAUUCGGCGGCCCCGACCAACUCCGGGCGGGGAACCACGGGCUCCGCCUCACGGGGGGGGCCGCUUCUCGGCGGCCAGAAGCGCAGCAAGCCCGGUCCGGCUCGCGCGGCUCCCGCGUCGUCGGGCGGGCAGACGGGCGCGAGCGGCGAGCGCAGCCUGAGGUAG
This is a messenger RNA of Eptesicus fuscus (big brown bat), 1209 nucleotides long. Its product is annotated as basic salivary proline-rich protein 2-like. The transcript has a single exon. Bases 1 to 1209 code for a protein of 402 amino acids. The record is from RefSeq and is a predicted model, not a curated record. NCBI's taxonomy places the organism in Eukaryota, Metazoa, Chordata, Mammalia, Chiroptera, Vespertilionidae.